Molecule: messenger RNA, 516 nt
Organism: Striga hermonthica
Lineage: Eukaryota; Viridiplantae; Streptophyta; Magnoliopsida; Lamiales; Orobanchaceae
Source: the annotation of a GenBank genome assembly
AUGGUGCUACAAACAGUAGAUAUUUUGAAAAAUGAGAUUCCUUUUGAGGAGGAAUCUGUGUUCGUAUCCGAUGAUUCUAAGGCCGGUUUAGUUCUUGUUGACAUCAUUAAUGGCUUCUGCACUGUCGGAGCUGGCAACUUGGCUCCAAGAGAACCAAACAAGCAGAUUAGUGAGAUGGUUGAUGAAUCAUCAAAACUAGCAAAAAUAUUCUGUGACAAAAAGUGGCCCGUGAUCGCCUUUCUCGACUCGCACCAUCCCGGGAAAAUCGAGCACCCUUAUCCACCACACUGCAUCAAUGGCACAGAUGAAUCGAACCUAGUUCCCGAAAACGUGGUCGUGUACUCGAGAGGAUGUGCUACUUUUGAUUUUCCAGCCUCAGUGGCAAAUAGCAGCAAGGAUCAAUUAGCUCAUCCACAGGAACUGAUGCAUCACGUGGGUCUUUACAUGGCCAAGGGACGAGGAGCCAAGAUCGCUAGGCAAGUGUCGUUUGAUGAAAAUCUAGAGGCUAUGAACUAG